AUGAGAAUUGAGAACAAGUGAGGGCGCUGCAGUGCUUCAUGAGCGAGUGCGGAACGACCGAUCCACCGAUCCAGUGAGUGUCCCCACGGUGGUCCAGCCCAGCCCCGCGAUCCAACCCUGACGGCCCCGCCCCCUUGGUCGCAACCACGCCCGCAAGUGUUCGCCGGUGGUCGGUGUCCGCCUUAGCCCGGGGCGGUGCUGGAUGAGUGAGGAAGAAUCCCGCUAGCUGCUGGCCUGCCCCACUCAGUCAGGCUGACCGUGGCCCGCCCGUGAUCCUGGCUGCUGGUGGUGCCGGGAGUGGCGGCCGCACGCCCAAGCCCAUUCAUUCACUGGCCGUGGACAAUCAGGCACAGCCAUUCAUUCUCUCCUGAACUCACCCAAAGAUUGAUUGAUUGAUUGAAUUUGUUGUUAUCAUUAUUAUUACCCUGUGAAGUGUAGCUGGAUUGCCUCGCCCGCUCUUUCAUCCCAUCAGGUCCUAUCGCCUCUCAGUGAGUCGUGUUAUUAUGGUCAUGGAUCGCCCAAUUGCGCAAGUUUCCAGCACUGCUCCGCCAGCCUCUGCUGUUGCGCCGUCCCUUUUGGCUUCUGAGCCCACUGGCGCUGGUCAACCGGCGAGCGGUCAGCCUACAAGCAUGACGCACGCCUCUGAGCCGGUGCCAAGUCCACAGUCGGUAGGGCGCGAGUUUGUGCGCCAGUACUACACGUUGCUGAACCAGGCGCCCGAGCACUUGCACCGCUUCUAUUCGCACAACUCCUCCUUUGUGCAUGGUGGGCUAGAGAGCCACGAGGCAGUCAAAGGUCAGCACCAGAUCCAUCAACGCAUCCAGGAGCUGAACUUCCAGGACUGUCACGCCAAAAUUCGGCAGGUGGAUGCUUACAGCACUCUUGAUGAUGGUGUGGUGGUUCAAGUCUCAGGCGAGCUCAGCAACAAUGGACAGCCCAUGCGCCGCUUCAUGCAGACCUUUGUGUUGGCCCCACAGUCCCGCAAGAAGUACUACGUCCACAAUGACAUCUUCCGCUAUCAGGACGAGGUCUACGGAGACGAGGACUCCUCCUCUCCGCCCUCAGAGGUCAAUGUCGAGGGCACCUACCAGAACAGUGUGUCUGCCAUGGCCAAUCAGCCUUCCCAGGAGGAGGUGGCGCCCGUUCCUCGGGAGAUGGUGGCCAGUGUGGCAACCACUAAUGGGCAUGUCCAUCACGCCUACAACGCAAAUGUGGACAAGAACGCAAAGAAUAUGAAAGGGGUGCCAGCUACCCCCAAUGCUGCGAUCUCCACUCAGGAGGGAAACUUUGCACCCAAGCAACCCACCGGCCCUGUGGUGGUGUCCGUCAAUCCGGCUCCUGCAGCCCAAACCAUUCCUUCGGCGGAGGUCCCUGUGCGUCAAGCACCCGUGGCAUCCAUCAAGAACCUCCAGGGAAACAACGCCAAUGAGAAUGGGAACAACGGUGUCUCGUCGGCUGACCUUAGUCCUGAAAAUUCACCGCAGGGCAAUACUGCCAUGGCUCGCACUACGGCCAAGGCCCACCCAGCCCCAACUCCGUCGGCUCCAAAGGCAGAUCAGCCGGAGAAAACAGCUCCAGUGUUGCAAGCAACGGCUCAAGUCGCCGCUCAACCAGCGCCGUCCCAGGUGCCUCCAAGCGAGCCCUCUGGUCCGAUCAGCUAUGCCAGUUUGGUUAAGGCCGGUCAGUCUGUGGGGGCCAAGCAGUCUGAUCCUGUUGUGACCGGCAAGCCACCCCCAGCUGUGACGGCCACUCCUGUUCUUAAGCAGGAUCCCAAGGAAGGAGGAGCGCUCCCCGCCUCGACCACCACCUUUGUGAAUAAGGGCAACGGUGGAUUCCGCGGAGGAGGAGGAGGAGGAGGGAGCGGAGGCAAUCGAGGAGGUGGUCCUGUGGCUGGAGGUCGAGGAGGAAUGACCCAGAACCCUCGAGAGCGGUUUGUGUCUUCGGGAGGACCGGAGUCCAUUGAUGGGAGCGAUUCUGGACCGUCGAACGUGUCCGGAACGGGCGGGGGUCCACCCAAUGCGGGACGAGGAAACCGCAAGCGGAUCACUUCGGCCACCAAUCCAUCAUUAAUGUUUACGGAUGCUCAGCAGCUAUUCGUGGGUAACUUGCCCCACGAUUGCACCGAGGAGUCCCUCGAGGCCGUGUUCAGUAAAUUUGGCACCGUGGCCGAUAUUCGGAUCAGCAAUAAAGGAGCCAAUCAAAGCAAGACCACGCCCGGAGGUGCUCGCGUGCCCAAUUUUGGCUUCGUGGUCUUUGAGGACGAGCGCUCGGUGCAGGAGUGCUUGAGACGCAAACCCAUUCAUCUCCCGCAAGACAACCAUCGUUUGAACGUCGAGGAAAAGAUGAACAAGUUCUUCUCCCACCGGUCGGAAGGUGGAGGCGGGCCCAACCAAGGCGGAGGCGGGAUGGGCGGCAACCGGAACUACGAUCGGGGCAGUCAAGAGCACUUGGGAGGAGGUGGCGGAAAUGCCGGAGGCAUGGGCCGGGGAGGUCCCGGUGGUGAUAGGGGUCGAGGUGGGGAUCGAGGAAUGAGAGGUGGUGGUCGAGGUGGUGGCAUGGGUGGGCGUGGUGGGAACAGUAUGUCCAAGGACCCAUAUCGUAAGCGGUCUCCUUUCAUGGCUGGUGGACCCAAUAGUAACAACAACAACAACAACAACAAUCCUCUAUGAGUGGCCUCUUCUGUCAGUAAUCUGUUACUAUGAAGAUAAUUUGUUUUGUUUGACCUAAUACGAAGAAGAUCGUGGUUUCAUCCCUAUCAUUGUUAACUAGAUUGAUGCAGAAGAAAAGAAAGUGUCGCAGAGGAUUGUCCCUGGCCCUUUUUUAUAUGGACUGUAAAAAGAAAGAGCAAACCUUCCCUUCAGAAAGAAAAGACGACAAAAAGUGUAACUUUGACGAAACAUGUGAUCUACAAACCAUCUAGGACAAGCAAUUCAAUCAGUGAAUAUGACUGUUGUUCCCCCUCAUUAAGUUCUCCACCUUCAUCAUCAUCAUCAACGUUUCUGAGUUCGACUUCGCGUCAAUUCAAAUACCACCACCUCCCCGGAAUCAAGUGCGAAAGAAACAAUUGAAGAAGAAAACUAUUAUUGAUUCUAGUGACUAAAAAGGAAACAAGUGCUGUGUUCGAUUUCUGUCCCUCCCCUCCCCUCCCCACCUUAUUAUCUCCCAUUCUCCUUCUAGCCUCCCCUCUUUCUUUCUCUCAACCCAUUUUAAUUCGACCCCUUACCAGACGCGAUUCUUCGGCUCCAGAAUUUCUUUCCAAAUCUAUGGGAGGCUCAUUCUUCUGUGCGCCUUAAUCGUGGGCCUUAAACGCCAAAGGAAAUUGGCCUUGUAAACAAGAGGAAAAAAGUGCGGAAGAAUCAACCUGAGGUCGUGAGCAACCCGGCAUUCAAUUCUUCGUUUCUGACUUUUAUGCACCCCACCCCUUAUUAUUAUUAUAAUCAUUAUUACUACUAUUAUUAUCAUCAUCAUCCAACUUUUGCUCCCUCUCUGUCUCUCUCAGUUGUCUGUCUUUUUUGUAGUCCAGGAGUAAUUACAAUAACUAUUAUCACGCUAAAAUUGAUGAAAAAGAAGAAAACACCCCUCUUUCAAUCAGUAUGAAAACAGAAAAAACACAUAGUUAAAAUAAUAAGAAGUAAUGAUAUUGAAAAAAGUAAAGGUACACCGAACACAAGCCCUCCUCAAGGACAAUUAGGUUCCUUUGGCUUUGGAGACCGACCCUUGAAUUGAUUUAAAACCAAAACAAAAUGAAUGAACGAGACACCAUAUCCUGAUUUUUGACUCCAAACUUUCUUAUCAGUUUCCGUUUCCACCUCCCACCACGAUUUCGUGUACAUCCAUGCUGAUUCUCUUGAAUAAGAUGUUGCUUUUGAUUAAGAAAAAAACAAUUAAUAAGAUUAAUAAUACACGAAUAAAACCA
Tigriopus californicus is the source of this 3916-nucleotide messenger RNA. It is a transcript of the gene rin, whose product is annotated as ras GTPase-activating protein-binding protein 2-like. Lineage: Eukaryota; Metazoa; Arthropoda; Copepoda; Harpacticoida; Harpacticidae. Bases 504 to 2669 code for a protein of 721 amino acids. The transcript has 8 exons. Gene Ontology annotation, cellular component: ribonucleoprotein complex; cytosol. Gene Ontology annotation, molecular function: mRNA binding. The record is from RefSeq and is a predicted model, not a curated record.